Pichia kudriavzevii is the source of this 1560-nucleotide messenger RNA. RefSeq lists its product as uncharacterized. NCBI's taxonomy places the organism in Eukaryota, Fungi, Ascomycota, Pichiomycetes, Pichiales, Pichiaceae. The transcript has a single exon. The record is from RefSeq and is a predicted model, not a curated record. Gene Ontology annotation, cellular component: lipid droplet. The coding region runs from base 1 to 1560 and encodes 519 amino acids.
AUGCUAGCACUACCUCCGAUAUGUGCCAUGUUCUUGGCAAAAUUUGACGUCCACACCGGCUAUGAGCUAAAAUGGUUUCAGUCGGUGGACAAUGAUGUUUAUAACAGCGAUGGCUUGGAAUUCAAAGCAAUGCCAUCUGGUUUACAUUCCGUAGAGUCCGACACAAUUUGUUUUACACAUUCAAAAUUGAGUUCUCCUGGUAUCCUCUACGGGUUAUCAGUAUUCAAGCAAAAUAAACAUUGCCGACAGGUAAACAAAGAGGGAGCUGUCGAUAGAAGUAAGGUGAAAUUGUACUCUUUGGGUAUACUCAUCGACCCACAUCAUUUAGAAAAAAUUGAAGAGUUUACAGAUUGGAAACCUAGGACUUAUUCGGUUUUCUGGGAUUAUAGAAUGAAUCUUGGUAAUUUGUUAGAAGAAUAUAUGGAUUUUUCUGAGAGUACCGAAGCAGAGCACUGUUAUGAAAAAUUUAAUCAGUUCUUUGGUAAGAAUUCGUUUAAACUACAGACUUCUCCAAUCGAGGUAUCGCAAACAUUACCAAAGCUAAAACCGGCAGCUUCUAAAUUGUCUUUACUUAGUGGAAUUUCUGGUGAUGUCUUUCCGAAAGACCAUAUGAUAAGUUCAUUGAUUCCAAUGGUCAACAAUUUUGGUCCCUUGAUUUUCAAAUUAUGGAAGAUAUCUUUAUUACGAAAACGUGUAAUAUUUUAUUCUUCACAUGAUCCAGUGACUCAAGCUGUUGAUGAAACUAACGGUGUAAAAAAGGAGGCUUCCAGUGUUGGUGAUAUGUCCAAAAUUUUGUUUUGUUUAUCUCUCUUGUCAGGAAUACCAAAACAAAUAGAGGUAACUUUACAGAAAACUACCAAGAGAGAUAUAUCUAGGUUAUUAUUUCACAAACCAUUGUAUAAUGUUGUCCUUUACGACAUCCAAAUGUUGUCGGAAUUCAAUGACAACUUUUUAGCUUCUACAACAGAUGAUAUUAUUCUUGACAAGAAGGCCAUCUAUGAUUAUGGUGUGAAAAUACCGAUCAUCCAUAAAAACCCCAUUUUUCAAUUACCUGAAGUUACGAAUCUUCUAACAGAUAAAAAUGAGUUUGCCUCACCAAAAGAUCAUGAAAGAUAUAAGAUCUUAUACUCUAGCCUAAAUAACACCAACCAAGAAUGUCCAAUUGCUCAUGAUGUUAGCGAAAAAAGAUCUUUCCAAGAGUAUAUUUGGACUGGGCUUUCAUGGUGGGCAUCCGCAGGUGAGUCUUUCCAAUCUAUUUCAGAGGAAUUUAAUAUUGAAUUUGAAUUUUUUGAUGAAUUCCCCGAUGAUUACACUGAACAGAUCAUCACUAUAGUAGGGUAUUUCCAACAGCUUACACUAAAGCUAUUCAAUGGGUUGAUUGAGAUUGUUGAAAAAUCUGAAACGGCUGAUUUAACAGUUGAUGCCCAUGAUAUAAAACAGUUAGGUUUAGACCCCUACAGUGCUUCAGAUUGUGAGUUUUUAGUUGAAUUGGUAAAAGUGUGGUGGAGGAAAAAUCUUAAAAUAAGUAGUUAUUUUAGUGAGGCAUGUUAUUGGAAUUGA